Scheffersomyces coipomensis is the source of this 2574-nucleotide messenger RNA. RefSeq lists its product as uncharacterized. Gene Ontology annotation, molecular function: protein binding. The transcript has a single exon. Bases 446 to 2368 code for a protein of 640 amino acids. Gene Ontology annotation, biological process: neuron projection regeneration. The record is from RefSeq and is a predicted model, not a curated record. NCBI's taxonomy places the organism in Eukaryota, Fungi, Ascomycota, Pichiomycetes, Serinales, Debaryomycetaceae.
AAAUGAAUGUUUUCACCACUUCUCUUACCUGAAGGUUGCAGUGCGAUCAUGCCUAAUCAAAAUUUAUAGAUAGGAAUUUACCGAGCAAGUAUGAUUAGAAAAUUCUAAGGCUGUCAAGCAAGAAAUUGAAUUAGUUCCUAUAAUAAUCAAUUACACCUGCAUUAAUGUUGAUUCACUUGAACUGAUGACAUAUAUAGGCAAUAUUAUCACCUACAUCAUACAAAUAACAUCUUUAAUACCACUUAGCUAUAGGGACGUGAGACAUUAAAAUGCUGAAUUAGAAACUUGAUUGAAGCAAGUGCCCCACUUCCAGUCAGAUGAUUUGACACGUGACCAUUUUAUUACCAAAAAAAAGCUGCAAAAGCUUUUUUAAGUCAUACUGAGGAAAUAAAAAUAAAAUGUAACUAGCAUUGCUUCAUGAUAAGUGUUGGCGGCAGUAUCAAAAAUGGCCUUAAAUGCUCCUAAUUCGGCAGAUUUGGGUAAUGCAAUCUUUAUUGAUGAUCCCAGCAUCAAUACUGUUGAAAAUUACACCAUCUUCGCUCAAUCCUUAUCCCCGUUUGAAAUUGGCGAACGAUUGAAAUCAUUAGAAUUCAAUCAAAUGAUACAUGUUUUAGUUCAAUGCAAACCGCUAAGAAGGUUAAUGCCAAUUUUGAUCGAUGUUGUAUUCGGUCCCCGAAUUUAUUUAAUUUUAGAAAACAAAGAACUGAAAAUUCUCAGUAAAGCUUUCAAAAGCGUAAAAAUAUUCAAAGAAUUUCUUUCUAUAGGCAUUAAUCAUAAAGAACUUCAAAUAAUAAUAGGGAAAGAAUGGGAUGAAUUUGAUGAAUUUGUUAAUGAAGCCUCUACCACAUUGCAAGCCUCAUUCAUUAACAUAUUCCUAGAUAUACAUGAUAUAUUCAUUUCAAAUAGUGUUAGUGCUUUAAAAUUAAUGAAUUUACAUUCCCUAACAUUAAGAAGCAUUAGGCUUAAGUCAAACUCUGUUUUAAACUGGGAAAAUCAUCAGUAUCUUAAAAUUAUUAUGAUAAGUGAUAUUUUAAUGAUUAGGGGAAAAAAUUUACAUCGUUUUCCGAAAGAUAUUACUCAUGUACAUAUUGGUAUGAAAAAUCAGCAUGUUACUAAUUGGUGUUUUAAUUUCCCAUACGACGAAUUUAAGGCAUUUAAUAAACUACAAUUUUUGGUAAUUGAAAAUACAAACGUCCACACCAAUAAUUUCUAUGGGUUUAUAGUCUGUACCCCAAAUUUAAAGAUGCUUGUGGUAAAUUUUACACUCAUCGAUUCAUUGGAAGUGUGCUACUUGCCAUUACAUUUAAUUAAUAUGGACCUAUCAAAUAAUCCAUUUAUGAAGACUGUAUCAUUCACGUUCAAAACGGGAUGGCCUGAAGGUUUAGAAUCCAUAAUAUUAGAAAAUUGUAAUAUUGACAACAGAGGAUUUAUAAUUUUAACAUUGCACGAAUGGCCACAGGAACUAAAGAGGUUAAAUUUAAGUGGAAACAUUGAAAUUGAUAUGUGGGAUCAAUUAACUAAUUUACCUCCUGGUAUUGAAAGUUUAAGUAUAGGUCAUAAUUCUUUAAAAAAAGACUUCUUAACUACAAGAUAUCCAUCAAUUCCACGUGAAGUUAAAGGAUUUUUGAAAAACGUACCUGACAAGAUAGUCGAGAUAAUGUUAGGAAAUUAUAGGUUUACGGAUGACUACAUCCAUUUUCCACCAUCGCUAGUCACCGUAUCUCUAACUAAUGUGGUGCAUUUGGAGAGAUUGAGAUUUCUGAAUGUAUCUGAAAAUUUAAAUUCAGUUACGUUAACGAAUAGUAAUAUUACCAACUUAAAUUUAUCAAGAUUCCCCAUUUCACAUCUUGAUCUCAGUCACAAUAAGAUUACAACUCUUGCAGAUGUCAAAACACCUACUACCCUCUAUGAGUUGUAUUUGGAUGAUAACCUAAUCAAAAACUUUAAUAAUGUUCAUCGUUUCAUACCCUAUAAAGGAAUUAUUUCAGAUCGGUUAAAGACACUAUCAUUAAGGAACAACUUGUUAUUUAAGUUAGAAAGAAACAUUCAACUACCAUCAAGUUUGAUCAAUUUUUACUUAGACCGUAAUCAUUUCCAAAUCCUAUUGAUACCCAGAACGAUUGCAUUCCAUCAACACUUACAAGAAUUCACCUUCAAGAAUAACAAAAUCAGUUUGUUCGGCUUCCAAGAAAAUGGUUCAAGAGGAAAUGCAAGUAAAUUAGAACUAUUUGACUUAACAGGAAAUGCAUUAAUAUUGGUAUAUGAUACUAAUGAUGUGGAUCUUAUAAGAACCAGAAUUGAAGUUGGAUUUGGUAGAAAAGUCAAGAAUUCUGAUCCUGAUCUUAAUAAUAAGCUUUCAUUUGUUUAACCCUUGUAUUGUUGAUGAUGACUAACUAUAUAUAUAUAGUAUAUUAAUUUUUUUUAUAUACAUACAUGCAAUAUAUAGAUUAAAAAAGCUAUAACUAAACUUUAAAAAAUAGUAGUAAAUAAAAAGAUUAAACACCAGUUGAAUAAUAAUAAUAAGUAUAGUAAAUAAUAAAAAAAAGAACAACUUAAAAACAACUUAAAACACAU